AUGAAUGUCCUCAGUAUCAGGAACGCCGGCAAGAGUUUCCGCGAUCCAGGCCAGACUCCAAAGAACGAUAUGCGCGCAUUCCCCAUGGCGAAACCGAAGCCUCAUGACCUGCCAGUAGACUCCAAUCACGUCAAUCGAUCUGCUUAUCCGUUCAUCACGCGGCUGCUCUCUGCAAUGCACCCCGAAACCCCUCAGUUGUUUGUCUUUGAGGACCAAAGUAGCCCGGGCGAAUCACGCAACAUCGCUUGGACUCAGCAUAUCUGGACUCGACCCUCUAGAAUCGGAAUCGACUAA
This is a messenger RNA of Colletotrichum tamarilloi, 294 nucleotides long. RefSeq lists its product as uncharacterized. Bases 1 to 294 code for a protein of 97 amino acids. The record is from RefSeq and is a predicted model, not a curated record. Lineage: Eukaryota; Fungi; Ascomycota; Sordariomycetes; Glomerellales; Glomerellaceae. The transcript has a single exon.